GCACCGACCGGGAAACGAGGGCUUGUAUCUUCCCUCUCUCGCCAACCAUCGUCAGGAAGGCAAUAUACGCUGAAAACCACCCACCACCCUCCUUCCGGCGCCGUUCAGUAUCUACAGCCUCGAGGCAGAUCAACCAUAGGGAGAAGUCUCCGUCUGAAACAGAACGCUCCUCGUCCAAGGUCAUCCGCGUUUAUUCUUGACAGAUACAAAGUCCUCGAACCAAACAAACGAAAAAAAAACCGAUACCCCAGACCACCCUGGUGUCGUCCAUCGAAAUCCCCUCAUAAACAGGAGACCAGCUACCACCAUGGAACCUUCCAUCACAUCUUCUGCUCUGCCCUCGACUAACCCCCCCAGUAUCGAAAGCGCAUACCGGCGCAAAUGCAUCGCCCUCAAAAAGCGGUUGAACGAAGUCGAGGCUGAAAAUGAGUUGAUGCGUCUGCGCAACCGGCGUGGCUGGCAGUAUAUUCAAAAAAUGCGACUCGAGUCCUGCAUCCUGCUAGAGCGCCUCUCAAAGGUCACCGGCAUGGCGGAGGAGGCACAGGUGGGCCUGAGUCCAGAGCUACGUGCUCGCGCUGCGGCCUUGAUGUCAAGCUCGGCUGCUUUAAACAAUAUUGCUGCGGGUGGUGAUUCCGCGGCUGGCCAUGCUGCCUCGUAUCUGGAUGACGAGACGGAAGGAAGCUCAGAUGAUCAGCCUCCUACGCCCCAAGAACGUCCGCUUCGCAUCAAGCGCUCCCGCAAGUCCAACAUGAACAUGGAUGGUCUCGAUGAUGAGGUUGCCAACAACGAAUCCACGCCUGCUGCGUCUGGUAAUGGAACUUCGCUGCCUCGUCUCGCACCGGCGCCCACACAGGAAGAACUGACCUCGACGUUCCGCGUCCAAUCUGGCAGUAAUGGUUCUGCGACCCCGGUCGCCCCCGAGAUGGAAUCUGCGAGUCACGAGGCGAACGACAGAGACCACGGAGAUGACGACGCCCAGGAGAAUAAUGGCGAGGAACCUGGCGAGCAGCUGCCCUCAUCAAUGCCCAUGGAUAUGGAUAUCGAUACCAAGGUGCCGAAAGAGGAAAGCUAGGCGUCUUCUUUCUUUCUUUCCUUCUUUCAUUUUCUCUUCAUCAUCUUCUUCUUCCUCUUUCUUUUGUUUGUUAUUCCCUCUUAUUAUUUCUUAUUUAUUCUUUUCCUUAGAUGGCACGGGUAGGGUUCAUUCUUUUGUUGGUUUAUAUGCGGAAAUAGGUAACUAGCAUGAAUAUGGGUUAAUCUUUAAGGUCUGGUGUACAGUUUAGACUGUAAUCAUUCCUACUUGAAGGAUAUAAUCACUUAUACCACUUUUUUUCAAAAAAAAAGUAAUAAUAGGAGA
Messenger RNA from Penicilliopsis zonata CBS 506.65, 1354 nucleotides. RefSeq lists its product as hypothetical. The coding region runs from base 308 to 1072 and encodes 254 amino acids. The transcript has 2 exons. The record is from RefSeq and is a predicted model, not a curated record. Lineage: Eukaryota; Fungi; Ascomycota; Eurotiomycetes; Eurotiales; Aspergillaceae.